This is a messenger RNA of Styela clava, 939 nucleotides long. Its product is annotated as proteasome subunit beta type-1-like. The record is from RefSeq and is a predicted model, not a curated record. NCBI's taxonomy places the organism in Eukaryota, Metazoa, Chordata, Ascidiacea, Stolidobranchia, Styelidae. Gene Ontology annotation, cellular component: cytoplasm; nucleus; proteasome core complex.
UUAUUUCAUGAUUAAUUAUGCACGAUACAGGUCAAAAAUAAAAAAAUGGAUAGUAUUGGAAAACUUCAAACCUAUGGAAUCAAUGCACCAAAGCAGCAACAUUUUUCCCCAUAUGCUUCAAACGGUGGUAAUACAUUGGCGAUUUCAGGAGAUGAUUUUGCCAUAAUUGCAGCAGAUACCAGGCUGAGUCAGGGUUUCUCUAUACACAGCCGGGAAGAACCGAAAACUUUACAGCUAACCCCCAAAGUUGUGCUGGGAGCUGCAGGUUUUCAUGGAGAUAGUCUGACCCUAAAAAAGGUCAUACAAAAUAGAAUAAAAUUAUAUGAGCAUGAGCACGGCAAGAAGCCAAGUGUCAGUGCAAUAGCCGCCAUGCUAUCAACCAUCCUUUAUUACAAGCGAUUCUUUCCUUACUAUGUUUACAACCUGUUGGCUGGCAUAGAUGAUGAAGGCAAAGGUUGUGUGUAUUCAUACGAUCCGGUUGGAUGUUAUGAACGUGAAGCAUAUAGGGCAGAAGGUUCAGCUGCUGAAUUGUUGCAACCUCUUUUGGACAAUCAGAUAGGAUUCAAGAAUAUGGAAAAUGUUCCAAAAAUACCUCUUACGAAACAGAAAGGUUUACAGCUAGUAAAAGAUGCUUUCAUAUCUGCUGCUGAACGAGAUAUAACGACUGGAGAUAGUGUUCUUAUUCAUAUUAUUGAUGCCAAUGGUGUGAAGACAGAACGUUUCCCUCUGAGAAGAGACUGAGUUUUUCUACCAGGACUUUCAGUGACAUUAUUAGCACUAUCUAACAGUGCAAAAUGCUCAAAAAAGUUCAUUUGUCAGUAAAUGUGAGCAUUUUGAAGUUUGUUUGAAAAAAUGCUUUGCAUUUUAUUACUACAUUACAUUCUUGAAUAUAAAAAGUGUAUGAAUGAUGGGUAUUACAUUAGAGAAGUUCCAAAGUAA